GGGGUCCAGGUGAGCGCGGGCUCUGCGAGCGGGCACUCGGUGCGGCCGGCCGGCGCCGGCCCGGCUGGAUCGGAGGCUGAAUCCCGUGUGUGGACUGCCGUGCCCUCUUCGCGGGAUCCUUGGCCACGAUAGCAGUGGAAUGCAUCCUGCUUUUAUGCUGGAGUUCAUUUCUGUGGCUUGGAUUUAUCACAGUAGCAUUUGUCUUCGAUCUGUGUGUUAACUAGAAAUCCAGAAAGACAUGAGGAGAUUUGUUUACUGCAAGGUGGUUCUAGCCACUUCACUGAUGUGGGUUCUUGUCGAUGUCUUCUUACUCUUGUACUUCAGCGAAUGUAACAAAUGUGAUGACAAGAAGGAGAGAUCCCUGCUGCCUGCAUUGAGGGCUGUUAUUUCAAGAAACCAAGAAGGGCCAGGAGAAAUGGGAAAGGCUGUGCUGAUUCCUAAAGACGACCAGGAAAAAAUGAAAGAGCUGUUUAAAAUCAAUCAGUUUAACCUUAUGGCCAGCGAUUUGAUUGCCCUUAACAGAAGCCUGCCGGAUGUAAGAUUAGAAGGAUGCAAGACAAAAGUCUACCCUGAUGAACUUCCAAACACAAGUGUAGUCAUUGUGUUUCAUAAUGAAGCCUGGAGCACUCUCCUUAGAACAGUGUACAGUGUGAUAAAUCGUUCCCCACACUAUCUACUCUCUGAGGUCAUCUUGGUAGAUGAUGCCAGUGAAAGAGAUUUUCUCAAGUUGACAUUAGAGAAUUAUGUGAAAAAUUUAGAAGUGCCAGUAAAAAUUAUUAGGAUGGAAGAGCGCUCUGGGUUAAUACGUGCCCGUCUACGAGGAGCAGCUGCUUCAAAAGGGCAGGUCAUAACUUUUCUUGAUGCACACUGUGAAUGUACGUUGGGCUGGCUGGAGCCCUUGCUGGCAAGAAUAAAGGAAGACAGGAAAACAGUUGUAUGCCCUAUCAUCGAUGUGAUUAGUGAUGAUACCUUUGAAUAUAUGGCUGGGUCAGACAUGACUUAUGGGGGUUUUAACUGGAAACUGAAUUUCCGCUGGUAUCCUGUUCCCCAAAGAGAAAUGGAUAGGAGGAAAGGAGACAGAACAUUACCUGUCAGGACCCCUACUAUGGCUGGUGGCCUAUUUUCUAUUGACAGAAACUACUUUGAAGAGAUAGGAACUUACGAUGCAGGAAUGGAUAUCUGGGGUGGAGAGAAUCUUGAAAUGUCUUUUAGGAUUUGGCAAUGUGGAGGCUCAUUGGAGAUUGUGACUUGCUCCCAUGUUGGUCAUGUUUUUCGGAAGGCAACUCCGUACACUUUCCCUGGUGGCACUGGUCAUGUCAUCAACAAGAACAACAGGAGACUGGCAGAAGUUUGGAUGGAUGAAUUUAAAGACUUCUUCUAUAUCAUAUCCCCAGGUGUUGUCAAAGUGGAUUAUGGAGAUGUGUCAGUCAGAAAAACACUAAGAGAAAAUCUGAAGUGUAAACCCUUUUCUUGGUACCUAGAAAACAUCUAUCCGGACUCCCAGAUCCCAAGACGUUAUUACUCACUUGGUGAGAUAAGAAAUGUUGAAACCAAUCAAUGUUUAGACAACAUGGGCCGCAAAGAAAAUGAAAAAGUGGGUAUAUUCAACUGCCAUGGUAUGGGAGGAAAUCAGGUAUUUUCUUACACUGCGGACAAAGAAAUCCGAACCGAUGACUUGUGCUUGGAUGUUUCUAGACUCAAUGGACCUGUAAUCAUGUUAAAAUGCCACCAUAUGAGAGGAAAUCAGUUAUGGGAAUAUGAUGCUGAGAGACUCACCUUGAGACAUGUUAACAGUAAUCAAUGUCUCGAUGAACCUUCAGAGGAAGACAAAAUGGUGCCUACCAUGCAGGACUGUAGUGGAAGCAGAUCUCAACAAUGGCUGCUAAGGAACAUGACCUUGGGGGCGUAAAGACCAUUCCCCCCAAACCGUGAAAGUGUCUACAUUUUUGUUUUUCCAUUAUUUCAAUUUGGGGAAAAUAUUAACUUUGCUGAAUUGAAAAUUUUAAAAAUCCUUUUAGUAUUCUAAAACACAGUUGUUUAUAAUUUAUUUUUAGGAAUGUUUGCUUAUUUCCCUACUAAAAUUUGUAUCUGAUCAAAGAAGCACAUAAAAAUAUAAAUAUUAGCAAACUGUUAUUAAAUAUCAGAACUUGAAAAUCAAAUUGUGUAUGCUUUAAAAAAAAUAUUAUUGCCCUCCUAUCACAGGGUUAGUUGGGGGUUAUUUUAUUUGUUAUUGUCAUAGUGAUUGAAAGAGAGAUAAUGUAAAUGCCUUAUAAAAUAACUUCAUUAUGAAAUAUUAUCAAUUGCUUUAUAAAUUCACUCUUUCUACUGGACCUUCAUGGAAACAUGUUGAAUUUUUAUGUCAGCAACAGGGCCACAUAUUAGAUUAUUUCUGAACAGUGAAUUCAUCUUAUAAAAUGUUAGUUCCAAAUUUUGUACCAGGAAAAAAAUUAAAUUGGAUAUUGAAUUCAUAGAGACUUUAUAAAAGCAUCACAUCUAAACAAAUGCAAAUUUAAAAAAGAGGAGAAUUUGAAAAUUCAAUUUAAAGUACAUGAAAUGAGCAAUUAACAGGCAUUGAGGAGAACUAGAUGAAUCUAAACUGCAACACAAAUCAUUGUUAAGAGGUACUCCGGCUGGGUUGCAAUGAUUCCUAGCACAGGCUGAAGCUAAACAAUCUCUCUGUCAGAGUUGAUGUCAGAAACUCAAUCCUUAACUGCAAUCAUUGUCUCCAUAAUCUAUACCAUGCCUUUUCUCUUUACUCUAGAGACUAUAGCUUGCUACUUAUGCUGUACAGAAUUGUAGGUGCAGAGGAGAGCUUUAGACCUAAUUUUUAAUUCUAUUGCAUUUAAUUAUUUUAGUUAGGUCUCUAUUGUCAUUUUAAUUUUAUAUUUAAGAAAAAGAAUACAUUAGUAUCAGAAUUUCAUUGCCAUGCUAUAAUAUCUAAAGUUUUCAUCACCAGAGGAAUAAACUCCAUACACAUUCUUUAAGAUUUUAUUUUAGGUAAAUAAAAAUAAUUUUAUUAAUUAAUAGAUACCAUUUUCUAUAAAGUAUGGCCCUAGGAACACAGUCAUAAUUAAGCUGGCUUCACAUGUUCAUUUUUAUUUAGAAAGCUCUUAUAGAAAGUAUUAAUCAGUUUGGCUAUACACAAAUUCUCUCUCUCUCUCUCUCUCUCUCUCUCUCUCUCUCUCACACACACACACACACACACACACUCACGCAGCUUUAUAACAAAAAGGAGGACACUUUCUAAUGAACAGUAAACUGUUGAAUGAUUUUCCUAAUUGGCAUUUGACUUUAUAUUGCCACAACUCUAGGGAAGAAUUCUACAACCUGGAGGAUUUCUGGUUUGCUUCUUAAAGGGUAGCUAUCCCUCAUAUCAAGGUCUCUAGGACUCCCUAGAUCUUCUAAAAUUAUAAGCAAAAGUUUGAAUGUCAGAGCAUUUCUAAUCUGAAGAGAGACCAUAGCUUAUAAGAAACUUAGAAAGAAAGCUGUGACUCUCAAAAGAUAGUGAGCCAUUGCCUUAAACUGAUAAUGGCUUCCCAAGUCCACUGAGGCUUGAUUUAAUGAUUCUGUUUUUCAUCUUUUUCUCCACUCUUUUCCUCUUCUCCUGACUAAAAUAAGGUAAGAUGUGCUUGCACAGAAUUAUUUCUCAAACUUAAAAAGCUUAAAUUCUCAAGGAUUCUUUUAUACAAUGUAUUCCACUUAUUAUUGAUUUGUCAGUCAAAAUGCAUGUUAUCAAGAAAACAGUCCAUGACGAAUUUUUAAAAAUACAGCUACUCCACCAAAACUGAAUUUGAAGCAUUUUUAGCAGCAUUUUAACUAUUUGAAAGUUCAUUAUGUUCAUGUUGAAAAUAAAGGAAAAAGUAAAACUGCAUGAGUUUCAUGCUAGAGAAGAAUUUUCAAAGAAUCUUCAAAGAGUUUCAAUGCAUGUAUCUAACAAGUUAAAAAAUGACAUAAAAUUUUACAAAAUACCCCAAACCAGAAAGCAAUGGGAAACAUUCAGUUUUUUUCAAAAAUAUUUACUAUCUUCAAUGCAAAAAGUUAAAACCAUGAUAGGCCCCAUAAUACAUUCAUCUUAUAUAUCCCUUUUCUAUGGAGCUAGACUAAUAUUAAUAGAUAUUUUAAAUUACUUCAAACCACCAUCUUCUGUGGUCCUCCCUACAUCAGUUAGUGCAAUCUCAACCUUCCAAAUGCUCAGGUCAAAAACCUAAAGUCACUUUUGACUCAUUGCUUUCUAUUUCAACUUUCAUCUAAUCCAUCAGCAAGUUCCCUUGAUACUACCUUUGAACUAUAACUAAAAAUGAAUGACUUGUCGCCACAUCCACUGGGUGUCACUAUCUCCAACCUUUUUAAUUGCAAUAUGCUUAUAAUUUGGCUCCAUAAUUUCCCAAUCUUUGUCCUUGUUGUCUUGAGAAAAGUCUUUUCCCAAUACAACAGCCAUAGUGAUUCUCUUAAACAUGAAUUUUUUUUAUCAACUUCCUGCUCCCAAUCUUCCAGUGACUUUUUAUCUCCCCCCACCCCCAGUAGCCGUCAAGGUCCUUCAUGAAUGGCACCUCUCUCCACACCCACACCCCCCACAUGCUCACACACACACACACACACACACACACACGUGUCUGGCUACAUCUCUUAUCUCUUGCCAUUCUGCUUCUUAUUUACUCCACUUUGGCUCCCAAGCACGUUCCUGCCUUAGUGUUUUGUUCCCACUGCCCCACAGAGCCCUCUUACCCACUAUCUUUAGGUCUCUGUUGAAAUAUUAUCUCAUCAGUAAGGCAAACCCUUCUCCUGCCUGCCCUCCCAUCCCCUCUACCUCUGAGAAACUAUUUUUCAUCCUUAUUUCUGUCUACUCUUUUAUCUCCCCAGACCCCAACACCCUCAUGAGACAACCUAGAAUGUAAGUCCCAUAAAGGCAGGGACUUUGUCACUUUGGUUCACUGUAGUAUCCACAGCAUAUAGCAUAGUUCUUGACACAUACUAAAUAUUCUUUAAAUAUUUCUGGAAUUAAUGAACUGCAAAAUGUGUGUUAAAAUUAUGAAAUGCUAUUGUAUCAUACAUUUUUGUUUUAAAUUUUAAAAUAAAAUCUAAUAAUAUAUUUAGACAGGAUUUCCAUAACUUUGUCUCCAAAUGAUAAUUUUCUUUCUAAUAUUCUUCAUAUUAAAGUAUGGACUAUAUGUUGUUCUCUGUGAUAAAAUAUCCUGCCUUAUGGAAAUGAAAUAUGACAUUUUAUUAAAAUGCUGCUAUAUUAUAUAAGUUGCUUCAUGAAGCUAAAAAUAAUUAUAAUUUUUAGUUUUUGGUUGUGUGCAAUGGCCAGCUGAGGGGGUAAGAUUUUGACUUUUGAAGGAAGACGUAUCAUUCUCUUAAAAAUCAUAUAUAUUUUCAUGGUUUCAUAAGAGCUAUUGCUAAAAUUAUUUUCUAAGUGCAAGUCAAUGAAGAAAACACAAUUUUAGAAACUUUAAAAGACUUUACAGAUUCUUAAUUUCUCUGUUUAUAGAUAAUAAGACUGAGACUUAGAUGUGUAAUAUAACUUGCCCAAGGAUCAUAUAACUACAAGGAAUGUUGCCAGGACUCCUCAUUGUUAAUAUAAGCUAAUACUAUCACCCAAAAAUUAUAGAAAUGGAACAAUAAUGGGGGAAAUAUCUUCAUUAAACAUGUUGUGAUCAGUACAUUGAUUCUUUAGAAGUAUUUAAAUUCUUAUUAGCUUUCAUAUUUAAAUAAAAUUAGUUCUAUAAAAUAAUAACAGAGGCAAUAAGUAAAGACUUCUGACAAAAUUAAAGAAAUUACCAGGAAACAGCGUGAUUACAGGAACAUCCUAGAAUUAUUAGAAAACUGGAUUUCAGGGAAGCAAAGCCUCUUCAACAUUAACUAAUGGAAAAUACUCUCUACUAACUUUCAUUUUCCCUAUAAUCAUGUUUAAAUUAAAGUUAAGGUCGGCCUACAGCUUACACAGAGAAUUAGACCAUCUAUUACUGUGAACACUGGGUAAGUUCUAUUUUAUGCAGCUUGAAACACUGCAGGAUAAUCAGCAGAGAUUUCUUGGCUUCCCAGUGGAGCUCUGUAGACUCUAGUAAACACAACCCAUAAAUUUGAUUUUGCCAUGAUGCUUAGAAAAGGCCUAAUAAAUAAAAAGAAAAAAAAAAGUAAAGAGAGGCAAAAAUAACUACUACAAUAAAACAAGAUCGUUUUUACCUUUGGAAAAAAAUUGGUGGGAGGUUAGAAACAUAUUAUGAAUUGGUUCAGUAAACCUCAAAAUAUUGGCUCCCUCCCCACAUUGUUUCCACACUUCAGAAAUGAUGAUCAUAUCUGAGCACAGCCAUUUUACUUGCAUAUCAUUUAUAGAUGCUAAACCUAGUCUAGGAGGAAGCCAAAUGUGUAUGCAUUCUUAAGUUAUAAAGUAUUAACAUACUGAUUUCACAAAUACGAAGAAUUUUAGAAACUUAAGACCUUAAUGGAUGUGUCACCAUCAACAAGCUGUCAUCCGCAUAGCUGAUAUCCGCACAUAUUGAGUAAAUUUCCAGUUUAGUUGGGCAGCAAAAAUUCAAUUAGGUCUUAAAGCAGCUUGUGUUUCAGGAUGCAGCCACUGCCCAUUUUCCCUAACAUGUUAAAGUAUGGAAUAGAUAAAAUCAGCCACUCUUAUGUAUAGUCCAUGGACACAUCUAUUGUGACUACACUAUGUUCAAACUGCUAUUAAAUAUAAACUAUUGUAUAGAUUUAAGGUGUUGAAUGAACACCAGCAAUGUGUUUUAAAUAGUUUGUGUAAAUUUGUGCACAGAUUUGUUUUAUAUCAUUCAAUAAAUUCUAAAGGCAAUUUUCAUUGUAUUUGUUUAAAAAAAAUCCCUCUGAAAUACUAGUGAUUCAGGGCAGCUCUUUUGUUAAUUAUCUUUUAAGAUAAAGACCACUUCUAUGAUACUUGUGUCAUCAUUAUAUAAAGUUAUCAUUUUGUUUUUGUUUUUAGCUAGCGAGAACAAAUCACUUAAUAUUCUGUUUUUAAUGAGCUAGAAUGAGAAUGGGAAAUUAGACGAUUGAGACUAUAUCUAUAAUGUUUUUUAAAAAUGAGAUUUUCAUCAUGCAUUCAUUUGGUGUAAAAAUGAGCGUAAGCUGCUGCUUGGUUCCAGUUGUACUUUCAGCUAAAAAUAGCACAAGCAGGGGAAAAAAAAGGACUUGAUGGUUACAUGAUUUUUUUUGAGGCUUUUGUUUAUUUCAGUCAGUGUAGCCACAGCUAGAAAGAAGUAAUUUCAAAAAUGUUUUAGAUUUAUGCUUGACACACGGUUCUUUAACAUUUAUAAAAGUAGAUUGUGCAUAAUUACACAUUUUAAAUAUUGUAAUCAUUACUAAAUGGUAUAAUUGUUCUUUUGCUAUAAAUUUAAAUAUUUAUACAUUUUUGUAGAAUUAAAAUAUGCCAAUUUAGUUUUUCUUUGGUAUAUGUUGUCUUUUUUUGAAAAAAACAAUGUUAGCAUUUCAAAUAGAUAAAACACCUUCAAUAUUUUAUGCUAAUGUUCCAUUUUUGUAGAUUCAUUAACUAAAUGAUUAAGUGCCUAUGGAUAUCUCUUAGCAGCAAGAAAA
Microcebus murinus (gray mouse lemur) is the source of this 7557-nucleotide messenger RNA. It is a transcript of the gene GALNT13, whose product is annotated as polypeptide N-acetylgalactosaminyltransferase 13. Gene Ontology annotation, molecular function: polypeptide N-acetylgalactosaminyltransferase activity. Lineage: Eukaryota; Metazoa; Chordata; Mammalia; Primates; Cheirogaleidae. Gene Ontology annotation, biological process: protein O-linked glycosylation. Gene Ontology annotation, cellular component: Golgi apparatus. The record is from RefSeq and is a predicted model, not a curated record.